ACAACCGACCAGCGGGGGAAAAUAUCAUUGCCUGCGUUACACUCAACACACUCUUCAAAGCCACACACACACAGAUCACAGUACGAUUCCACCAACGAUUGUGAUUUCACAUCUAAAUCGAAUCCAAUUUUUGUGGACGAAAAUCACCACUCCUUCCUCGCCAUUCAAUUAUUCGUCGUCGAAUUUUGUAAGUUUCAAAUUUGGUUGAUUUUUUAGCCCUAAAUAAGGCUUCGUUCCUCCUGCGAUUGGUUUUUGCGAGCAGGAUCUUCAAUUGUUCUCGAAUUUCUUCUCUGUUGGAAGUGGUGAGGAUAAUUUUUGAAUCAACUUAGAAGAAAGUGGUGAUGCAAAUACAGGACAACGAGAAGUUACUUUUUUUGUUAUUCCUUUUGCUGAACAUAGAAACAAAGAAAGAAAGAAAGCUGAAUUAACAAACAAACAAACAAAAAAACCGAGUUGAUUUUAGUUUCUAGAACUUGAUCAUUGUCGAAUCUUUGCUUUGAUGAACAUUUGGUCAUAUUGGAAGAAAGGGUUUAUCAAUUGAGUGGAUUAGGGUUCUAUUUCUCAGUUCUGUACAUUGAAUUUCAAUCCAUAAGUUAUGCAGAGAGUUCGUGUUUCUCAGUUAGGAGAUUCCCAAAUGACUUUAUCCCCAAAAUUCAAGUUCCCUACAUUGAAUGCUGCUUCACUAGAAUCGAAUCAAUCAGCUGCCGGCGGCGGAGAGCCAUUGAUUCCGGGGCUUCCCGACGACAUUGGGCUGCUCUGCCUCCUCCGCGUCAGCGUCGAUAAGCACGCGACGUGCAAGGCCGUGUGCCGGCGUUGGCAUUCGAUAUUUGGCACAAAAGAUCAUUUUUUCACACUAAGGAAGGAGUUGAGCUUCCAUGAUCCUUGGCUAUUUGUGUUUGCUAGCCACAGAUACACCGGGAAGAUCGAGUGGAAGGUUCUCGAUCUCAAGAAAUUCACAUGGCAUUCGAUCGCGGCAAUGCCAUGUAAGGACAAGGUCUGUCCGCAGGGAUUUCGAUGCGUUUCGAUCCCUCACGACGGGGCUCUAUAUGUAUGCGGAGGCGUUGUCUCCGACGUCGAUUGUCCCCUAAACUUGGUCCUGAAAUACGAGGCUUGUAAGAACCGGUGGACGGCGAUGAAGAAGAUGAUCACGGGGAGGUCGUAUUUCGCGAGCGGAGUUAUCGACGGGAUGGUUUAUGUGGCUGGAGGGAACAGUGCGGAUUUGUUUGAGCUCGAUUCGGGCGAAGCGUUGGAUCCGAAGAACGGGGCGUGGAAACCAAUUGCCGACAUGGGAGCAAACAUGAUGUCGUACGACGCAGCAGUUCUCGACGGGAGGCUUCUGAUGACGGAGGGGUGGCUAUGGCCGUUCUACGCAGUCCCGAGGGGGCGGGUGUACGAUCCGUCGACGGAUAAGUGGGAGAGUAUGGCGGCCGGACUGCGGGAAGGGUGGACGGGAUCGAGCGUCGUAAUAGACGGGCACUUGUUUGUGGUGCCGGAGCACGAAAGGGCGAAAGUGAAGGUCUAUGACGCGGGGAAUGAUUCGUGGGACAUCGUGGAGGGGACGCCUUUGCCGGAGCGGAUACGCAAGCCGUUCUGCGUCAGCUCGUCGGGGCGGAGGAUGUAUGUCGUCGGGCGGAGCUUCGGCGUCGUCGUCGGGGAUGUGUCGAAGGUUGAUCUGGGUGAGGGGAAAUGGAGAUUUGGUGUGAAAUGGGAGGUUGUGGAUGGACCUGCAUCAAUGUUAGACCUUGUACCAUCAAGUGCACAGGUUCUGUUUGCUUAGAACUUACUUUUGGUUAUGUUUUGUGCUUUGGUUUUUUUUGAUCGGAUGUUUUGUGCUUUGUUGCCCUUUGUUGUUGUAUACAGUGUGAAACCAUUUUAGGUGCUAA
Andrographis paniculata is the source of this 1883-nucleotide messenger RNA. RefSeq names its product F-box/kelch-repeat protein At1g30090-like. The transcript is spliced from 2 exons. Lineage: Eukaryota; Viridiplantae; Streptophyta; Magnoliopsida; Lamiales; Acanthaceae. The record is from RefSeq and is a predicted model, not a curated record. The coding region runs from base 596 to 1777 and encodes 393 amino acids. Gene Ontology annotation, molecular function: protein binding.